CCAAAACAGCACUCUUUCAAAUAUCUGCCGAUACAUUGCAUGGGCAGAAAAGAGAUGCUGUCCUGAAACACUCUGUACAAUUCACCAUGAGCGCUAGAGCUCUCCUCUACUACUCUUCCGCUCCCCUUUUUCGGCCCCGAAAGACCGACAUCUCUGUCCCCAAGAAAAGUUUCGGCCAGAUAAUUCCCGAUUUGAAGCCGAGAGAAUCUUUCAACUUUCGGGUGGUUCGGCUUCAACCUGAAGGGGGCUCGUGCAGUGGCCUUUUCCGAGUUUCUGCGCACAAGUCUAGUAGGAGUAGGAGUGAGUUUGUGAAAGUACAUGCGGAUGUUAAAUCAGAGCGUUAUAAGAUAUCGGAGUCUGUACCGGAGUCUGUGAAGUUUGAGGAUUCUUUGAGUGGGAAUGAUUCGGAGAGUUCUUUGCCUUGGUGGGAAGAAUUCCCUAAACGAUGGGUUAUUGUGAUCUUGUGUUUCUCUGCGUUUCUUCUCUGCAAUAUGGAUAGAGUAAACAUGAGUAUUGCCAUACUUCCCAUGUCCGCUGAGUACAACUGGAACCCAGCAACAGUUGGCUUGAUUCAGUCUUCUUUUUUCUGGGGAUACCUCCUCACCCAGAUUGCUGGUGGAAUCUGGGCAGACACAGUGGGAGGGAAGCUAGUUCUGGGAUUUGGCGUAGUUUGGUGGUCUAUUGCAACAGCUCUAACCCCUGUUGCUGCAAAAUUUGGCUUGCCUUUCCUACUUGUUGUUCGUGUCUUUAUGGGGAUUGGUGAAGGUGUUGCUAUGCCUGCCAUGACUAAUAUUCUGUCUAAAUGGGUUCCUGUAUCUGAGAGGAGUAGAUCAUUAGCAUUGGUGUACAGUGGCAUGUACCUUGGAUCAGUCACUGGCCUUGCUUUCUCACCAUUUUUAAUUCAUCAAUUUGGAUGGCCAUCAGUCUUUUACUCCUUUGGUUCUCUUGGCACAAUUUGGUUUGCUGUAUGGCUAAAUAAGGCAUAUAGUUCGCCUCUUGAUGAUCCACAGCUCCGGCCAGAAGAAAAGCAACUAAUUAUUGCAAACAGUGCUUGCAAGGAACCUGUCAAAGUAAUACCUUGGGGACUAAUCUUGUCGAAGCCACCUGUAUGGGCUCUAAUAGUGUCUCACUUCUGUCAUAAUUGGGGCACUUUUAUUCUUCUAACAUGGAUGCCCACAUAUUAUAACCAAGUCCUGAAGUUCGAUCUUACAGAAUCUGGACUUGUCUGUGUUUUGCCCUGGCUUACCAUGGCAUUUUCUGCAAAUCUUGGAGGGUGGAUAGCUGAUACACUUGUGAGCAAAGGCUACUCUGUGACAACUGUUCGUAAGAUCAUGCAAACAAUUGGAUUUCUUGGCCCUGCAUUUUUCCUAACUCAGUUGAGCCAUAUUAAUUCUCCUGCAAUGGCUGUAUUGUGCAUGACGUGUAGCCAGGGAACUGAUGCAUUCUCUCAGUCUGGACUGUACUCAAAUCAUCAAGAUAUUGCUCCUAGAUAUUCAGGAGUGCUGCUUGGUCUAUCCAAUACUGCUGGAGUGCUAGCAGGGGUAUUUGGAACAGCUGCUACUGGUUACAUCUUGCAACAUGGUUCUUGGGAUGAUGUUUUCAAGGUUUCAGUAGGGCUCUACUUGGUUGGAACCGUAGUGUGGAACCUGUUUUCAACUGGUGAGAAGAUAGUAGAUUAACUUUCGUGUAGGUUUUAUUUUUCAUACAGACAGCGCAGCUCAAGCAACCAGCGUUCCCUUUCCACAAGCCAACAGCAGAAGAGCUCGGAAGAUUGAUAUAUAUGAAAGAAAUUGAAAAUGAAAAUUAACGAAGAUACAAUUGGAGGGAUAAAAGACAGGUUCGUUCAAAUUCCUGAGCUUGAAAAAUUGGCAAAUUUUCUGCAAUGCCCAUUAAUCAUUGAGCUCAUAAUUAUUGAAUCCCCAUAUGCAAGUAGUGCAUCCUGAAAUAGCUGCAUACAUUUCAAUCAAGGAAGAACACAUUUGUAAAGUAUCUCUACUGCUUGUAAAUCCUGUAAUCAGUACUAACAAGUCAAUAUUAUGAUUUUUCUGAUA
This is a messenger RNA of Ricinus communis (castor bean), 2051 nucleotides long. RefSeq names its product sodium-dependent phosphate transport protein 1, chloroplastic. Gene Ontology annotation, biological process: transmembrane transport. Gene Ontology annotation, molecular function: transmembrane transporter activity. The record is from RefSeq and is a predicted model, not a curated record. The transcript has 10 exons. Bases 87 to 1679 code for a protein of 530 amino acids. NCBI's taxonomy places the organism in Eukaryota, Viridiplantae, Streptophyta, Magnoliopsida, Malpighiales, Euphorbiaceae.